Physeter macrocephalus (sperm whale) is the source of this 1971-nucleotide messenger RNA. RefSeq names its product RNA polymerase III subunit C (gene POLR3C). The record is from RefSeq and is a predicted model, not a curated record. The transcript is spliced from 14 exons. Gene Ontology annotation, biological process: DNA-templated transcription. Gene Ontology annotation, cellular component: RNA polymerase III complex. Gene Ontology annotation, molecular function: single-stranded DNA binding. Lineage: Eukaryota; Metazoa; Chordata; Mammalia; Artiodactyla; Physeteridae. Bases 158 to 1891 code for a protein of 577 amino acids.
CCUCUUUGCUGGUCCUCCUCGGUGGCCGUGCUCCUGCGCGAAAGGACCGUGGGCUCCCCCUCUGCCCGGGCGGCUAGCGGGAGCUGCACGAAGCCGCAGUGGGGAAGUCGGCAGCGUUACGUGGCAUUGACCCAGAGCUCUGAGACUCCUCAGCACAAUGACUCAAGCAGAAAUUAAACUGUGUUCUUUGUUGCUGCAAGAGCAUUUUGGAGAGAUCGUAGAAAAAAUUGGAGUCCACCUAAUCAGAACUGGCAGCCAGCCACUAAGAGUUAUUGCCCAUGACACAGGAACAUCGUUGGAUCAGGUAAAAAAAGCCCUUUGUGUCCUCAUCCAGCAUAACCUGGUGAUAUAUCAAGUGCACAAACGUGGUGUGGUAGAGUAUGAAGCCCAGUGCAGCCGGGUGUUGCGAAUGCUUAGGUAUCCCCGGUACAUCUAUACUGCCAAAACACUGUACAGUGACACUGGAGAGCUGAUUGUUGAGGAGCUCCUGUUGAAUGGCAAGAUGGCAAUGUCAGCUGUCGUGAAGAAAGUAGCAGAUCGGCUCACAGAGACUAUGGAGGAUGGCAAGACCAUGGACUAUGCUGAGGUCUCAAACACAUUUGUGCGACUAGCAGACACACACUUUGUGCAGCGUUGCCCCUUGGUGCCUGCCACUGAGAAUUCAGACCCUGGGCCACCGCCACCUGCCCCCACUCUUGUCAUCAAUGAAAAGGACAUGUACCUGGUUCCUAAACUGAGCUUGAUAGGGAAAGGUAAAAGGAGGAGAUCAUCUGACGAAGAUGCAACUGGGGAGCCCAAGGCCAAGAGACCAAAACAUACCACAGAUAACAAAGAGCCCAUUCCAGAUGAUGGGAUUUAUUGGCAGGCCAACCUCGACAGAUUCCACCAGCACUUCCGUGACCAAGGCAUUGUCAGUGCAGUUGCCAACAGGAUGGACCAGGUGAUAUCUAAGUGGGUGGGACAGUGGCUAUCAGGAAUAUUCACUUAUUUGCAGAUGUGGCCAUUGGCAUAUAGCCAGAGCCAGCACAGCAGAGUGAAUUCUGAAUUCCAGUUCAUUUUUCAAACCCAGACCAGCAGCGAGAUCGUGCGGACCAUGCUCCGGAUGAGUGAGAUUACCACUUCCUCUAGUGCCCCCUUCACCCAGCCAUUGUCUUCCAACGAGAUCUUCAGAUCCCUACCUGUUGGCUAUAACAUCUCUAAGCAAGUUCUUGAUCAGUAUCUCACUCUGCUGGCAGAUGAUCCACUUGAGUUUGUUGGAAAGUCUGGUGACAGUGGUGGAGGAAUGUAUGUCAUCAACCUACACAAGGCUCUAGGAUCUCUAGCCACAGCCACCCUGGAGUCGGUCGUACAAGAGAGAUUUGGGUCUCGCUGUGCCAGAAUAUUCCGUCUAGUUUUACAAAAGAAACACCUGGAGCAGAAGCAGGUAGAAGACUUUGCAAUGAUUCCAGCAAAGGAGGCAAAGGAUAUGCUUUAUAAGAUGCUCUCGGAAAAUUUCAUAUCACUCCAGGAAAUUCCCAAAACACCAGACCAUGCCCCAUCCAGGACCUUCUAUUUAUAUACUGUGAACAUCCUGUCAGCUGCCCGAAUGUUGCUGCACAGAUGCUACAAGAGUGUAGCCAACUUGAUAGAAAGGAGGCAAUUUGAAACCAAAGAAAACAAGCGUCUACUGGAAAAGUCUCAGAGGGUAGAAGCCAUCAUUGCAUCUAUGCAGGCUACAGGUGCAGAGGAGGCACAGCUACAAGAAAUAGAGGAGAUGAUCACAGCCCCUGAACGCCAGCAGCUAGAGACCCUGAAACGUAAUGUCAACAAGUUGGAUGCCUGUGAGAUCCAGGUGGAUGAAACCAUCUUCCUGCUGGAGUCAUACAUCGAGAGCACCGUGAAGAGACAAUGACCCAGAAGAAGAGUUUUCCUCAGAAGAUCUGAGGGGAUUGGAAGGAAGAAUAAAGGACGUGCCUAGAUGCAUUCUUUGCA